GCGACUCCGGAGUCCAGUGAAUUUCCGACGCUGAAGUUGAAUCGAAGUCUGAUAUCGCUUAUCACAGUCAGUCGCGUUUCUUCACUGGAACAGUCGACAUCGUUUUAAAGUUCUAAUUACGAUUUUCCCCAUAAAAUCUUUGUUCUAAUUAAUUUCUUAAACCCAGAAAACUCAGCAUGGCAGCCAAAAAGAAUGUGUGUAUUAUCGGUUCCGGAAACUGGGGUUCGGCGAUUGCGAAAAUCGUUGGAGCAAAUGCCAAAGAAUUGGAUUCCUUCGAAGACCGAGUUACCAUGUAUGUUUAUGAAGAAAUGAUCGAAGGGAAAAAAUUAACUGAAAUCAUCAAUGAAACGCACGAAAAUGUAAAAUAUCUUCCAGGUCACAAAAUUCCCGAGAAUGUGGUUGCUGUUCCAGAUGUUGUGGCGGCAGCGAAGCAUGCUGACAUCCUUAUUUUUGUUGUACCUCAUCAAUUUAUUCGAAAAUUAUGUAGCUCACUUUUAGGAAAAAUUAAACCAACUGCAGUUGGUCUCUCACUCAUUAAAGGUUUCGACAAAAAAGAAGGGGGUGGCAUCGAACUGAUCUCCCAUAUAAUUGCAAAGAAAUUGAAUAUUUCCAUGUCCGUUUUAAUGGGAGCAAAUCUCGCCUCAGAAGUCGCAGACGAGAUGUUUUGCGAAACGACCAUAGGAUGUAAGGAUAAAGUCAUCGGUUACAUUCUAAGGGACAUUAUCCAGACCUCAUAUUUUAGAGUCGUAGUUGUGCAAGAUGUCGCCUCUGUCGAAUGUUGUGGAGCAUUAAAAAAUAUAGUGGCCUGUGGUGCCGGUUUCGUCGACGGUCUCGGCCUUGGCGACAAUACAAAAGCCGCUGUCAUCAGACUGGGACUUAUGGAAAUGAUUAAAUUCGUGGAUAUUUUCUUCCCCGGAGGAAACCUUUCGACAUUUUUCGAGAGUUGUGGAGUAGCAGAUCUCAUCACCACUUGUUAUGGCGGUAGAAAUCGUAAGGUUUCGGAAGCCUAUGUGAAAACUGGCAAGAGUAUCGAGGACCUGGAAAAGGAAAUGCUGAACGGUCAAAAAUUGCAAGGACCCAUCACUGCCGAGGAGGUGAACUACAUGUUGAAAUUAAAAAAUAUGGAAGCUCGAUUCCCACUUUUCACAGCAAUUCAUCGUAUCUGCACCCGAGAUCUGGAGCCCACAGAUCUUAUCGACUGUAUUCGAACCCAUCCGGAACACAUGGACGAUGGCGAAAAAUCGCAGAAUACUCAUCUCUCUUCUCCAAGAUGUCACCUAUAAAGAUGAAUGACUCAAGAGAGCAGAAAGGUUUCUGAAAAUGUGAAACAAAACGUAUACGAUUUUUAAAUAGUGCAGCAGAUAGAAUAAGAUUGCGGUUUUGUAGAAUUAUUUUAAUUUUGUAAAAAGGAUUUAUUUUAAGGACAGUAACGAAUAACUGUAUCUAAAAAUUGGGAAGGGAUAUUUAUUUUUAUUUUAUUUUUUUUUGUUGCUCACUUUUAUAUAAACUUUUUUACUUUUUUAUACACCAGUGACUAGCAAAACCAUAUUGAAGCCCAACUAGUCGUUUUUAAGGGGUUGCAGUAUGAAUUAUGGUAUAGGAUAAUUUUUUUUAUUUUUUAAAUUUAGAAAAAAAAAUGUUUCAGUUUUAACUUUAAUUUCUAUUUUUAAUUAGUCUAAUAUUGACAAUAUAAAGUUAUCGGGAUCACACAUGUCAAGUAUUUAUAAAUUAUCAUUAGACUCUAAUUAUCGAAUGUGUUGACGAAGAAGAGUGUUAUUGUAAAUUUUAAUUAACAAUAAUGUGUCGAACAUACAACAAUUUUAGAUUAAUCAGACCCACGUGAAAGUUUGUCAAAUUGUUUAACAUUAAGUCUUUUUAUUAUUCAUUUUAACUUUUUCCUUUUAAUU
Messenger RNA from Belonocnema kinseyi, 1907 nucleotides. Its product is annotated as glycerol-3-phosphate dehydrogenase [NAD(+)], cytoplasmic-like. Lineage: Eukaryota; Metazoa; Arthropoda; Insecta; Hymenoptera; Cynipidae. Gene Ontology annotation, molecular function: glycerol-3-phosphate dehydrogenase [NAD(P)+] activity; protein homodimerization activity; NAD binding. The transcript has 8 exons. Gene Ontology annotation, biological process: glycerol-3-phosphate catabolic process; carbohydrate metabolic process. Gene Ontology annotation, cellular component: glycerol-3-phosphate dehydrogenase (FAD) complex; cytosol. Bases 177 to 1283 code for a protein of 368 amino acids. The record is from RefSeq and is a predicted model, not a curated record.